Molecule: messenger RNA, 2352 nt
Organism: Saccharomycodes ludwigii
Lineage: Eukaryota; Fungi; Ascomycota; Saccharomycetes; Saccharomycodales; Saccharomycodaceae
Gene: ARP5
Product: actin-related protein ARP5
Exons: 1
Coding region: 1-2352 (783 amino acids)
Biological process (GO): regulation of DNA-templated transcription
Cellular component (GO): cytoplasm; Ino80 complex
Source: RefSeq, a predicted model, not a curated record
AUGACUCAAUAUAGUACUACCACUACACGGAAAUUAUCUUCAAAGGAUUCAUUAUUAACUCCACUAAAGGUGUACAAAAUCCCAGAUCCUAUUUGGAGAGAUCAUUCUGAACCAUUUAGUGCUCCAACAAAUACUGACAACGCUGAUAAUUCUCCUAUCCCAAUUGCCAUAGAUUUUGGUACAGAUACUAUUAAAGCAGGCUACACCAAUUCUCCAACCCCUGCACUUGUUUUCCCAACUUUGUUAUCACGUUUUAGAGAUCGAAAAUUAAGAUCUACAUACACGUUCAUAGGGAAUGAUACAGACUUGGACUCUUCAAUUAAAAAUAACAGCAAAACUCCCUUUGAUGGCCCAUUUAUCUCCAAUUGGGAUUAUGUGGAGGAUAUUUUAGAAUACAUUUUUAACCAUCUCAGCGUUAACCAAAACAAUAACCAUACUUAUGAUGGAGUUCCUAAUGAUUUGAUACUGACCGAAAGAUUAGGAAAUGUUCUUCAACAAAGAACUAAUUGGUAUCAAUUAAUUUUCGAGUGUUUUAAUAUUCCAAGAGUUACUUUCGGUAUAGAUUCUUUAUUUUCCUAUUAUUAUAACAGUACUAUUUACAAUGAAAACAAUGGUUUGAUUAUUAAUAGCGGGAACGUUGAAACAGAUGUUAUACCAGUUGUUAACGGUAAAGGGAUCAUUAGCGAGGCCAAGAGGUUGAGUUGGGGUGGUUCGAAAGCCAUCAACUAUCUAAGUGAUUUGUUAUCUUUGAAGUAUCCUUAUUUUCCAGAUAAAUUGAGUAAUCAUCAAUUCAAAUAUCUAUAUGAAAAUUUUUCUUAUGUAUCCCAAAAUUACGAAGAAGAGUUAGAUAAUUUUUUAAACUUGGAGUAUUUAGAAACGCAUGAUAUUGUGGUCGAAUCUUCAUUUAACGAGGUCAUACCUGCUCAGAAAACUCAAGAAGAGUUAGACUUGCAAGCUGCUAAGAAAAGGGAAUUAGCUAAGAAAUUACAAGAGCAAGCAAAAUUGAAGAGACAAGAGAAAUUAGUGGAAAAACAGCAGGAAUACGAAUAUUACUCUAACGUGAAGGAACAAUUGAAGGAUCAACCGAAACAAGUUGUUUUGUCUACUUUAAGAAACGCUAAUUUUGAUGAUGAGAAGGAUUUUAAUAAAUAUUUAUAUAAUUUGAAAAGAUCCAUUCAACGAGCAACAAGUAAAGAUCUAGAAGAUGCUGCUGAUGAUGAGGAUGGCGAAAACUCAACCAAUAUGGAAACUGCAUUUAAUUUAGUUGAUGUUCCGGAUGAACAAUUAGACAAUGAGCAAAUUAAAGAGAAAAGGAAACAAAAACUACUAAAGGCUAAUUACGAUGCCAGACAAAGAAUUAAACAAGAAAAGUUAAAAGAGUUGGAAUUGAAGGAGGAGAUGGCGAGAAAGGACAAAGAGUGGAGAGAAACAGAUUUAAAUGCAUGGAUUAAAGAUAAAAGACAUAAAUUAAAUUCCUUGAUUAAAGGCAGAAAGGGAAAAUUGAAGUUGCAAGAAGACAUGAAAGAUCGUAAAUCUCAAAGCUCUCAAAGAAGAAUGAAGAAUUUGACAGCAUUAGCCGAUGAUCAACCCAGUACCGGCAACGGGAAAAGGUCAAGAAGUCAUACACAACAACAUCAACAAACUGUUACCAUAGAUAAUGAUCCUAACGACACCUUUGGUGCCAACGAUGACGAUUGGCUAAUAUACAAAGAAGUUGGUGCAACACCUGAAUCUCUUGAUGAGGCUAUCGAAGAAGAAUAUAAGAAGAUUAUAGACUUGGAAAAGAUCUUAUUAGAACAUGAUCCUAAUUUUACAGAAGAAGAUACUUUGGAUGCUCAAUAUGAUUGGAGAAAUUCUAUUUUACAUUUGUUUUUGAGGGGACCAAGACCACAUGACAGCGAAGACAGUCAUCAACAGCAUCAGAUGCACUUGAAUGUAGAGCGUAUACGGGUUCCUGAAAUUUUGUUUGAACCUUCUAUUGCAGGUUUGGAUCAGGCUGGUGUUUCGGAGUUGUCCAAGAGAAUUGUAUUGGGUAAGUUUGGUUCUUCUAAUCGUGAAUUAAGCGAGAUAACCGAGACAAUGGCUCAAAAUAUAUUAAUCACAGGUGGCCAUGGUAAACUCCCCCAAUUACGAGAGAGAAUCGUUAAGGAUUUUGAAGAAUUUAUGCCUAUGGGGUCUAAGUUCAAUAUACGAAUGGCACAAGAUCCAAUCUUAGAUUCUUGGAAAGGUAUGGCCAAAUUUGCACAAUCAUCCCAGUAUGCAGAGUCCUUUAUUACUAAACGAGACUAUGAAGAAUAUGGACCAGAAUAUAUAAAAGAGCAUAAUUUGAGUAAUGUUCGAUAUUACGAUUAA